AUGUUGCGCUUUGACUGUGUAGAGCAACCGAUUUCCCGUUUUUUCUACAACUAUGGCCGAUAUUUGGCCAAGAAUCCGUUACCAUUCAUCGUAUUCCCGGUGCUAUUCACAUUAGCUAUGGCAGUAGGAUUUCUUCACAUGCAACCAAACACGGAUGCGAUUUACCUUUUCACACCGGUCGGAGCUCAGAGUAAAGUCGAAAGGCAGGCGAUUCACGAGAAAUGGCCUCUCAGCUAUGACAACUAUGUCGCUGGCCGUGCGGUCACACAAAAUCGAGAAGUUCAAGUGAGAAUAAAUCUUCAUCUUCCUUUACGACCUCUGAAUACUCUCGAAGUUGAUCCUUUACAGGUAAUCGCCUUGGCCAGAGAUGACGGUAAUAUCCUCGAGCAUCAUUACGCUGAAGCAGUCUUCCGGCUGGAUCGAUAUAUUCAAAAACGGUUUGUCUUUUCAAAGUACGCGUCCUCUAUAAACACCGCUACUACUCAUAUCACGAUUUAUGUCUUCAGUAUAAAA
Molecule: messenger RNA, 513 nt
Organism: Haemonchus placei
Lineage: Eukaryota; Metazoa; Nematoda; Chromadorea; Rhabditida; Trichostrongylidae
Source: the annotation of a GenBank genome assembly